CUAGUCACAACCACACCUCACCCGAAACUUCCAACCCAGCCUCUCCUGCUCUCUUCCAACGCUCAUCCUUCCUAUCACCAUGAUAGACGCAAUUUGAUGUAAAACCCCACUCCUUGAGCAGAGAAACCCACCUCCAUCAUGACCAUCACAGCCACCUCCCGCAUUUUGACAGAACGUCGCCUCCCAACGCCGCCAGUUGAUGGGCGACCUCAGUCUCAGCCGCGUAUCUACCCUGCAGCAGAUUUCCCCUUCAAGGGUUGGCAACCACCUCAACCCGACGGAUACCAAAAGAGCGCGGCAGCACCUCUUGAGAACGCAAUCGUCAUCGAUAAUGGCGCGAGCACGAUAAAGGCAGGUUUCUGCUUCGACAAGUCUCCCCGAUUCCUCAUUCCUCCUGUUGUCGCAAAAUACAAAGAUCGAAAAUAUAGCAAAUACUGUUCUUUUGUCGGCCACGAUGCCUACGCCGAUGCCACGACUCGCGGCCAGAUCCGCCAGGCUUUCGAGCAACACACCAGCAUCCCAACCAAUUGGGAUAUCAUGGAGGGCAUAUAUGACUACAUUUUCCUCAAACUUGGCGUGGACCAAGAAGGCAGCAUUGGUAGACCACUGGUCAUUACCGAACCCGUUACGAACCUUGCCCACAGUCGGCGCAUGAUGAACGAGAUGCUUUUUGAGUGUUAUGGCGCGCCGAGCGUCACCUACGGCAUCGACAGUCUAUUCUCGUAUCGAUAUAACAAAGGUCAAUCAGGCUUGAUUGUCUCUUCAUCACAUACCUCGACCCAUAUCAUUCCCGUGCUCAACCAAAAGCCUCAGAUGCAAUCGUGUGCUAGGCUGAACUGGGGUGGUUCUCAAGCCCAAGAAUUUCUUCUCAAGCUGAUCCGCCUCAAGUAUCCAACCUUCCCAGGGAAGUUGACACUUGAACAGAUGGAAUCAUACAUUCGGCAGUACUGCUAUCUAUCAAACGACUACGUGCCUGAACUCUCGGGGUAUCUGGAUUGGUCUGGCCUCGAAGAGGAAAGAGACAUCAUCAUCCAAUAUCCAUUCACCGAACAAGUUGUGGUAGAAAAGUCGGCCGAAGAACUCGCCCGGAUCGCAGAACGCAAGAAAGAGUCGGGCCGCCGAUUGCAGGAACAAGCUGCCAAGAUGCGACUCGAGAAGCUGAUGAAAAAGGAACAAGACCUCGAAUAUUACCAACAAGUCCACACUUCUUACCAGGAGGCGACCACCAAAAAGGAACAGCGGCGACUACUCGAUGAAGCGGAGUUCAAAGAUGAAGCCGCCCUGGAACGAGUCAUUCGAGACCUUGAAAAAUCCAUCCGAAAAUCAAGAAAUAAGGAUCUCGGUACUGUGGAAGAAGAGGAAACUCUCGAAGACCAGCUAAAUAAGUUUCCCCUGCUGGAUGUCCCAGAUGAUCAGCUUGACGAAGAUGGCAUCAAAGAGAAGCGACACCAACGAUUGAUGAAAUCUGGUGUCGAAGCGCGGAUUCGAGCAAAGGCAGAGAAGGAACUCGAAAGAGCUCGAGAAGCAGAGCGGCAGAGACUAGACGUUGAGCAGCGCGAGACCAAGUUCGAUCAGUGGAUUGCCGGACGAAGAGACCAGCGUGAGGCGCUCUUGGCUAAGAUCAAGGAGCAAGCACGGCAGAAGGCCGAUUCAGGAAACCGCAAAGGCAUGGCAUCGCAGAUGAGAAUGAAAACCUUGGCCAACCUCGCUGCCGACGGACCCAAGCGGAAAAGAAGAGGGGGCGGUGAAUAUGAUGACGACUUUGGCGCCAACGAUGACGAUUGGGGAGUCUAUCGCACUGUGGCUACGGAUCCUGCCAGUGACGAUGAGGAACCGGAAGAAGAUCCGAUGGAUGCACUGAAAGCCGUCGAGAGUGAACUUCUCCAGUAUGACCCACUCUUUGAAGAGAAGGACACAAUUGAGGCACAAAACGACUGGACCAAAAGCGUUCUCCAUGCAUUCCUGCGAGGAGCCCGACCGGCCGACGCUGAAAGCCAACGCGAAGCGAAUCAGAUCCACCUCAACGUAGAACGAAUUCGAGUUCCCGAGGUGGUCUUUCAACCUGCUAUCGCUGGUGUUGACCAAGCGGGACUUGUGGAGAUCAUCGAGGGCAUUGUCAUGAGCCGGUUUUCGGACACCGACCAGCAGAAGGCGUUGCUUCAGGAUGUAUUCCUAACUGGGGGAAACACAAUGUUCUCAUCAUUCGAGGAUCGCCUCAAGAGAGAACUGGCUGCAACCACUCCAUCAGAAUUUGACGUCAAGGUACGCAAAGCGAGCAACCCGAUCCUGGACGCAUGGAAAGGGGCUGCGUCGUGGUGGAGUAAUGGCGACGCAACAGAGCGCGAGGCUGCCAGCAUCACACGCGCCGAGUACCAAGAAAAGGGGAGCGAGUACCUCAAGGAGCACGAUCUUGGCAACUGCUUGUCAUACAUUUGACGCGGGUCGUGAGUCGGGUCGUGAGUCGUGAACAAGAUCUGGACCAAUUGCGAGCCAUUGAACCUGAACCUGCUUGGUUGGGCAAGAGCGUCACAAAUCUCACGGUCCCAGAGUAUGAAGCACCACGAUGACUGGCGUAUCCGGAUAUAUGGCGCGAAAUGAAGUGUGGAGGUCUCCCCACACAGUUGUGUCAGCAAAUGGAGAUCUGACCUCCAAAUCAUUCCUGGGGUGGGCAAAACCCCCGGGUCACGGUGAAGUUUCUAUACACAGGCAGUGGGUCUGUGUUCGACACGGCAACACGACCAGGCAGAGUAAGGCAGAUGCCACAAGCUCAUCGUAUUGUAUGAUCUCUACAUUCAAGGUGGAUACGGUGCGGUGAGCAAGAGCUUGAAGCUUGCGACGAGGUCAGGCCCCGGCGCAGCGCAAACGGCAAGGCGUACGAGAUCUCACGACGAUAUGACGACUUCUGAUGCUCAUAUGACGCUGACCAAGUGAGUGUGUCGGUGCGCCAUUCACUGCUCGAUGGGCGUGUGGAGGGAAGUGUCUGAUGUUGUUGACAAAUCAGCGGCCAGGGUACGCGAUCAAGCAAAGUACGUAUAAGGUAGUCAGAUGCAAAACGACAGGCGAGAGAGGUGGGGAAAGUUUGAGAAGGAUGAAUGGAUGGAUGAUCAACUAGUGAAAAUCCUGCUUCGGGUUACGGCAUACGAAGGUAUCGAGCCUGGCUGACCGAUGGCUCUCGGGUAUUGGCGUGGGAUGAGAUAGCGAGCUGGUGGUGGGCCUCGGGCUCGUUACAGAAGGACCAUUAUCGCCUGCAAAUGGCAGGUUUCUGCUCAGGUUGGCCAAUGCAAUCCUGUUGAUCCUAUCCGGUCGGCCUUCCUACUUUGUAUAAGUUCCUG
Exophiala mesophila is the source of this 3332-nucleotide messenger RNA. RefSeq lists its product as uncharacterized. The record is from RefSeq and is a predicted model, not a curated record. Bases 139 to 2436 code for a protein of 765 amino acids. Gene Ontology annotation, cellular component: Ino80 complex; cytoplasm. NCBI's taxonomy places the organism in Eukaryota, Fungi, Ascomycota, Eurotiomycetes, Chaetothyriales, Herpotrichiellaceae. Gene Ontology annotation, biological process: regulation of DNA-templated transcription. The transcript is spliced from 3 exons.